AGUAAACGAUGCUAGAAACUGUCAGCAACCAGAGUUGACGCAGUCGGGUGAGGCGUUAAGGUACUGAUAAGACUUAUAACAGAUAAGGAAAACGGGGCUGGUGGGGCGCUAGUGCUGAGACCGAUGCACGCUAACAGAAUGCCCCAUAGGGAUGAGUUUCAGUGGGCAGGCAAGCAAGCAAGGCCUCUCGCGUCCGAGGACCCUGGGGAAAUUUUUCGAAAACCGCCAACGUCGAUAUCUUAUCAUCGUUUCCUUGUCGCCAUCAUUUGGACAAUUUCAGAACCGCAAGACUUGAAGCCAUCGCGCUCACCUCAGGCUCUUCUCCCAUCGAGCCGCCAUUAAUUUGACUACCCAAACAAUCACCUCUACCUUAUCCUCAAUAUUACUGCCCGUCAUAUCACAAUGAGUUGCUCUUGCAACACCGCCGCGCUGCGGAUCUUUGUGCGAAACGUCGCCAACAUCCAAGUACCCUCAUCUCAACAAGUCACCCCAAGAGCGCUUCCUGGCUUCCACCGGCAAAUUACUACAUCUCUACCUUUCCAUACACGAUCUCUACACACAACGCGCGCUGCCCGUAGCGAUUCCACAGAGCAUGUCUCCGAGGAGGCAUCAACGGCCACAGAGAAACCGAAAGCCCCGAAACUGCUCUUCCGAAAAACCAAUGCCCCUGCCAACCCGAACUGGAUGGGAGAGCAGCCUCCAAGACGUCAAGACCACAAGCCUCGAGAGUUGAAAAAAGCCAGGCGAGACCAUGGAGCGCACACAUCGCAAGAAGAAGGAGACCACACAGAGCCUACAAAGAAGAAGAACAGGUGGAGAGACCUACCAGAAGAGGAGCGUCGAGAACUCUAUGCCAAAAUGGGCAAAGAGAUGCCCGACGAGGCCGAGAGGCAAGCGCGGAAGCAAGAGCAACAGCAGCAAAAGCUGAGGGCGUCACUCGAGGAGCCCAAAAAGCACAACCCGGCCCACCCCAGGCGAGAGAGCUGGCAACACCAGAAGAACGCUUUGAAAGAAAAGUUCCCUGAGGGUUGGAAGCCGCUCAAGAAGCUGUCGCCCGACGCGCUGGAGGGCAUUCGGGCGCUGCAUAAGCAGUUCCCCGAGGAGUACACGACCGAAGUGCUGUCCAACAAGUUCCAGGUGUCGCCCGAGGCGAUCCGCAGGAUCCUCAAGAGCAAGUGGCGGCCGGACCCGGAAGAGGAGAUUGAGCGCCAGGAGAGGUGGUUCAAGCGUGGAAAGCAGAUUUGGCAGAGGUAUGCCGAGUUGGGCGUGAAGCCGCCCAAGAAGUGGCGGGAGCAAGGCAUUAGACCGAAUAAAUACUGGAAGGAAGGGGAGGAGAAGACGUUCAAGGAUCGCCAGAUUGCGAAUGUCAAGCUGCAUCGGAGCUUGUUGUGAAAAGGGAGUCCGUUUCUCACUCUACUAUUUACCUACUCUUGGGUAUGAAACGAGAGAACUUGGCUUUGGCGGCGUGGCAGCAAGCAAUCAGAUCACCGCUCAAUACCCAAGUUACGACCGACUGUAAUAAUAGGAAAAAAAAAAAAAAAAAA
Neurospora hispaniola is the source of this 1544-nucleotide messenger RNA. RefSeq lists its product as uncharacterized. Lineage: Eukaryota; Fungi; Ascomycota; Sordariomycetes; Sordariales; Sordariaceae. The transcript has a single exon. Gene Ontology annotation, cellular component: nucleus. The record is from RefSeq and is a predicted model, not a curated record. Bases 403 to 1392 code for a protein of 329 amino acids.